Molecule: messenger RNA, 1146 nt
Organism: Didymosphaeria variabile
Lineage: Eukaryota; Fungi; Ascomycota; Dothideomycetes; Pleosporales; Didymosphaeriaceae
Exons: 1
Coding region: 1-1146 (381 amino acids)
Biological process (GO): carbohydrate metabolic process
Source: RefSeq, a predicted model, not a curated record
AUGCGCGUGUCAAGCAUUCUCCUCGCCAGUGCCACGGCAGCUGCCGCUGCGCCUAAUGCAACAAGCUUCUACUCAACAUGGAUGGCGGAUUCGUUCCUGUCCAAGAAGCACCCAAUCGACAACCACUAUGUCUCCAAUGUCAUCAACGAGGGCAUAAGGCAAGCAGCUCUUGCACACAACAAUAAAACUCUGCUUUCCUGGGCAUCGAAUGCGAUUUCGUCCGUUGUCGAUGCUAAUGGAACCAUCAAGAACUGGGACCCGUACUAUUACUCUUUGGACGAUCAACGUCUUGGUGUCAACCUCCUCUACUUCUGGGACGCCGAAGGUCGCAAGGAGGAGAAGUACGAGACUGCAGCACACUCGUUGAAGGCUCAGCUCGACCGCUUUCCGCGAAAUGCUGAAGGAGGCUUCUGGCAUCGAUCUCCCACGUAUCCCAACCAGAUGUGGCUCGAUGGCAUCUUCAUGGCCGACCAAUUCUACGCGCAGUACACUGCGUACUUCGAGCCGGACAAUACCACGGCAUGGAACGACAUCGUCUUGCAAUUCGACUUGAUCGAGAAGCACACCAGGAAUAAGACUUCCAACUUGCUGGCUCAUGGAUACGACUCAAGCAAGGUGGCGGUUUGGGCGGAUCCCGUGACCGGCUCGGCACCACACGUGUGGGACCGUGCUGUGGGCUGGUACUUCAUGGUGCUUGUCGAGGUUCUGCAGAUCUAUCCUAAGGAACUGCCCGGAUACAACCGCCUUCUGGGCUACUUCACGAGCCUUGCGGUAGGCCUGAAGGCGGCACAGGACGAGAGCGGCGGUUGGUGGCUCGUCAUGGAUGAGCCGUACCCCGGUGCGAAGGGCAACUACAUUGAGUCCAGUGGCACGGCCAUGUUCACGUAUGGUUUCUUGAAGGGUGUUCGCACCGGGUUGUUGGACAAGCAAUACAAGGACCCGGCGGUUAAGGCGUACGAUCUUAUGCUAGAGAAAUUCAUCAAGUAUGAGAAGAAUGGUACGCUAAGCUGGGAGGGAACAGUGACGGUUGGAAGUCUGAACUCGAAUGGAAGCUACGAGUAUUAUAUUGGUGUGCCGCUGGCGGAGAAUGACGGCAAGGGUGCUGGGACGUUCAUGAUGGCCGCGGCGGAGUACGAUCUGUUGUAG